UGAUUCAUCGCUAAAACUCGCAGAGCCAGCGUGGUACUGUUGUUGGAUCGACACUUGACGCGGGACAUUGAAAUAGAUUUCAUUCCGAAGAUCGUGGGUCACUAGAACUCGAAAACUUUAUUUGAAACUGACGUGACAUAUUUAUCUCACUAAAUAAAAUGAAUAAUUAUUUCACACCAUCUACUUAUUCAGAAGAGACUGAAGAUCAAAAUGAAUCAAGGUAUACAAUGAAAGAACUUAUGUUUAAAUUAUUAGUUGUCGGAGAUUAUGGUGUAGGUAAAACUGCUAUAAUUAGACGAUACACAGAAGGUACUUUCACUCAGAAUUACAAAAUCACAAUAGGUGUUGAUUUUGCUAUAAAGUCACUACAGUGGGAUGAAAAUACACUUGUCACGCUGCAACUAUGGGAUAUAGCUGGACAUGAAAGAUUUGGAUACAUGACUGGAACAUAUUAUAGGCAUUCACAGGCUGCUAUUAUUGUUUUUGAUCUUAUAAGGUUAGCCACAUUGGAUUCUGUAAUAAAAUGGCAUAAAGACAUCAAAGAAAAAGUAGCUACUCCAAAUGGAAUGCCAUUACCUGUUAUAUUACUUGCAAAUAAAUGUGAUAUACGUGGAGUUACCAUACAGUGUGAUUAUCUUACUCAAUUUUGCAAGCAAAAUAACAUAUUGGCGUGGUUUUUCACAUCUGCUAAAGAAAAUAUACAUAUUGGUGAUGCUAUAAAAUAUUUGGUGGAGAAAAUAAUUUACAUGCAAAAAGUAAAUCCUUAUGAAUCAGUGAGAAUGUCUAAUUCAUCAUUUCAACUAAUACCAAAAAAGCCUGUAAAAAAGAGGAAAUGCUGUUGAGCUUCAAACCAGGGAAAAAAAUAAUUGAUUAAAAUUUCAUGGAUGUACAAGAAACAGGUUGUAAAAGCUGAAUGCUGUUGUCAUAAUAUCAUCAUUUGUGGUGAGAUUGGUUGUGCAGUGUCGUAGAAAGUUGUUAUUCCAAAGAUAUUCUCAAGUUUUUUUGAACAAAGUUAAGAAGUUUUUCUAUUUCAUUCCAUUUUAUUUCAUAUUUUUUCGUAUGUUUAUCAUUCUUUAUAUGUAAGUGUUCUGUGCCAUUAAUUUGUGUUCAAACUCUAGAGCUUUUUUAAGUAAUUGAGCCAAAGAAAGUUCGAAUUAUUCUUCAGUGGGUUUUUUUUUUACUUGUGCAUAAAUUUAUGAGUAAGCAUAUCAGAAUGUAUAUGAAGUGUAUAUAAAUAGUAAAGCUAGAUUGGCCAUAGUUUUUAUAGCGUUCAUGUUUUUUAGCUCUUAUUUUCUUAUAAUAAUUGUAGAAAUAAGAUAUGAUUACACCUGCAAUAUUAAUUAUAGUGAUUACUUUUAUUGCCUGGAAAGGAAUGAAACUGAAUUUACAAAUCACUGUUCUGUAAUUUAAAAUAAUGUGUAAUAAAUUUAAAUAAAUAAUUAUGUUCAUUCUAUAUAUAUUUAGUUGGAGAAAUAUCUAAACAAAUUUUGUAAUGAAAGGCUGACAAUUUUUUCUGUUGCAUGAUUAUUAUUGUAUUUAUUAUAACUGAUAUAAACUUUGCCAUAAUUUUCUUUUUAUUAUAGUCAAUAAUGAUAGCUGUUUUAUUAUCAAGAAUGCCAACAGUUGAGGCAGAUAACACAAUUGCCCAUUGUUGUUUAUAAGACUGUGUUCCUCAAAAAGCUAAAUAUAAUUUUGAAGUGUAUGUCAUGGUCUUGACACACUGCUGUAUUUGUAUUACUCUUUAGGUUGGAACAAAAGAUCAGUUUUUAAUUUAAAGAAUCAAAAUGUUAAAUGAUUUUGAAUCUAAAAAUAUUUUUUCAAACAGUGUUUAGUAUUGUUUCACUAUUGCUGCCCUGCAUAAAAACUUAGUUUGGAGAAACAUAGAGUAUAAUUAAAAUAUUAUACUUUUCAUCUAUUUGAAAUAGAAUGCUUCUUUUUCUACUGUCUUCUUUGCCAUUAAUAAAAUUCCCAAUCAGUGUCAUUGAUUUCAGUUGUUAUUUCAGAAGUUUGUCUCUUCAAAUCUGAAAUCGAUGCAGAGAAUGCAUUGGCUUUGAAACAUAAUUAUUUUAUUUGCUUCAGGUGACUAUCACUUUUUCGAAUAAAAUUUUUUGCAUUAUUUUAAAUGCCUGUAACUUCUAUAAAGAUAAAAAUAUUAAUUCGAUAUUUAUAUGCUAUAUUAUGCAAUUAAUUCAACACUGGUAGCAUGUUUCUAAACGAUACAUAAAAUCUGAGGUCAGUCUAGCUUUAACUAUUUAAAAUAUCUGUGGCACAUUAUCAUAAUUAUUUAUAUCACAUAUCAUUGCAUAUCAUACUUAAGCUGUUAAAUGUUUGUUUUUAUACAAUUCAUUUUCAUAAAAGUAUGCAUAUUUUAUAAUAUGUAAACUAACAUUUAAUUUUAGCAGCAUCUGUGUUAAGUUUGAUCUGUAUUGAUAUUCAGACGCACAAUGUCAAAAAUUUUUUAUUUCCUGCAGUUGUUGUUUUAUAGUCCUGUAUUGCAUAUUGAUAGGCUUGAGAAUGUAAUUCCAAGAAUACCAAAACUUGCAUAAUUCUUUGCAAAUCAUUGCUUUAAAAUUAGGAAUGUUUAUCUGAAUAAUGAAAAUAAAGUUUACCUUUCAACCUUACGUUCUUCUCUGGAAUUCAUUUAGGUAUUUCUCAGUGCUGUAGUAUAUCAGUUCCACAUUUACUGCAGAAAAACCUUGCUUGACAUUAAUUAUUAAUCAUUCAACUGACUUGCCCAACAGCCAAGGGUUAAGCUCCCUAAACCCUAAAGUUAACAAAGAUAUUAUGAGUAAAUGGUACUUUCUGGAUUAUAAUUCUAGAAUGAUCCAUCUAAUUUCUAACUUGACUCCUUUUCUUCUUAUAUGUUACUGUUCGAAAUGUGUAGACACAUAAACAGGAAGAUAAUUUUAAGUUAAUUAAGGCUGAUUGCCUAAAUUUUUAUUGAAUAUUCAAACAGUGAGUUUAUUAUAAAAUAUGUGUUUUUAAUAUAAGUUAAAAUAUCUGGAUAAUGCUUGACAUUUUCAUCUUUCACAGUUGGUGAUAAUUGACAAUCACUUUGUCAAGAUUUUGGCAAAGUUUGAAAUUUUGUUCCAUUUCAAAAUUUCCUUGGCCUGGACUGCAUAACUGAAAGUUAAAUGCUCUUUUUUUAAGUUAUUAUCUUAAUCUACUUUCUUUAUGAAGUUGGACCACAAACUGAAGAGUCUUCUUUUCCCCCCUAACAAAAAGAGUCCCAUGUUUCUUAAUGUCAUUAUAGUUGAUUAUUACACUAAAUUCAUGUUCAGCAAGAUUUUCCUGUUUUAAUUUGCAACAAUCAAUAUAUUAAAAUAAAAUAAAUAUAUUAAAACUCCAGCAAAUAGCAUCUCCUUUGAAUGUAAGUUAAUUGAUCAUUUUUAGAGUAAGGUGAAGUAUAAGAUAGUAAUGCAUAAAAAGUAUGUUACAUACCAUACUGGCUAAAAUGUAUGGUUUGGAGUAAAGUGAAAAGUUUCUUGGAAGUAAAAUUGCGUAAUUAAAACUAUCACAGUAAAUCAACGCAUUAACUAUUUAGAAUGUUGUAGUAUAUCAUAAUGCUAUUGUAAAUACAUUUAUAAAACAUUUCUAUUAAUAUAAGAUGUUGUAUCAAACAAACUUUGAAUUAUUUCAUAAAUCAUAAAGUUUUGUGCAUGAGAAAAGAAACAAUUAUUUUAUAUCUAAAAGUGCUUUUUUUUUUUUUUUUUUUUAAAUAGUACUUUCCCCUCUGACAAGGUUGUAAAAUUUGCAGUGUUUUCAUGAACUUGAAAUGAAAUAUAAACAUGAAUCGUGUAUAUCUAUUUAAAUUUCAAAUUCUUUUUUAAUGUGGAUCUGCGAAUUAUGUUAGAAAAACUGAGAACCAGUAUAUUUCUCUGUACUUUAUUGUUGUUAAUUUCCUCUCUUGGAAUAUUAAAUUUUAUUUUUCACUAAAUUAAAGCUAUUAACUGUAAAAAUUUGCAUGUUUAAAAGUUCCAUCCUUGUUGUGAAAAAUAGUAAUAUAUUGCAGGUUAAGGAGUCCUUAUGUUUGUCACUAUUGUUGGAAAUGCUUAUAAAUUUAAAGUUGUUGGACUUAAGUGGGCAUCAAGCUGAGAUUCUUUGUGGGCUGACUAAAAACUGUUAUUUCUGAAAAAUGUGAUCAAAUCUUAUAUUGUUGAAAAUUUUAUCAUAUAAGGUUAUAGUUAAUGAAUAGGUGUGUUUGUUUUCUCCUCACUCAAUAAAUAUGAAUGUUCAGAUGUAGGAAUUUAACUUGUCCUUUUCUGUAAAAAUAUAUGAUUUCUGUUUUUCUGUAAAAUAUAUGAUUAUGUUGUGUCUGAAAAAAUAAUCUGUAGAUUAUUUUAAUAUUGAUAUGGUUUUUGUAUUUAAUUGAAGUCUUAAAUUUAAAGCAUUAUUUUAUAUGGUAUUUGCAUGAUCCUUAGAAAUAUGCACUGAACUUCCAUACAUUCCACUUAUAGUAUUAGAGUAUUUGUAAAUAGAUAAAAUUUUAGAAAUUAUAUAAUUGUAUAUAUAACAGUUGUGAAAAUGUAUUGUCAGUUCCAAUCUGUUUAUAAUUUAAAAAUUUGUGAUGUUAUGAAAGAUACAUGAAAUGUUUUCCAUUCCUCUUCCAUUUUGAAUUCCAUUUUUUCUGAAAGGUCAGACCAAGCUACUAAACAUUUCAAUAAACAUAAUAUUAAAAUAGAAAGACUUGUACCAUAUAAUCAGUAUUUUUUCCAAAAAUAAAGAUUAUUCAUCUGCAUUUUAAAAAUUAUUAGUAUGAUUAGUAUUAAAACUAAUGACAAUUGUGUGUGAUGCAAUAAUAUUAUAAUUUUAUGAAAUAUAUGAAUUUAUUUCAUGGUUAUGAAAGAACUGACUUACUUGCGCUUAGUCGGAAUUGACAUUUUUCAUUUAGGAGUAUUCAUAAAAUUCUCCUUUCCUGCUUAUUGUUCAUGUCUCUUUGUCCAUAUUUGUGUCUUCAAAAAUAUUCAUUUUAGCUUUGUUAAGAUUUAACCUUUUUAAAUUAAAAAUAAUGUAAUUUUGAAACUCUCAGUUUUCUUUUCUGUUCGAUUAACAGAGCUGCCAACUUUCCUGUUUUUUUUUAUAGAUCUCCAAAUUGUUAUUUUAAUUUAUUUGAAUAUAUAUCACUUCUUUCAAAAAUGAUUUUAGAAAAACUGUCAGCUGGGAGUGCUAUAAAGAAACUUUUGAUGGCAAAUUAUUUUUUUUAAAAAAAAAUUUCAGUGAAUGCCAUCACUUUAAAAUUGUGCAAAUUCUAUUUUAUUUCUGAGUGAUUUACAGCAAAAUUUAUGAAUUUUUAUUCUAUCUAUUCUGUUUUAAUGUGUUUUAUGAAGACUAGAUUUUACUAAUGUUUAAUGGGUAAAUAUUACAAUUUAAUUUUACUUUGCCUCUUUAAAUGAGUUUAUCCACACGUUUACAUGCAAUUAAGGUUUUUAUUUUUAUCACAUUAUAAAAUGUGUUAAAUAAAUGCAUUUCUUUCCUCCUUAGGUUUUUGUCAAUAUGAAAUUUUAAGAAAAGUACAAAAUAAAAGGAAAUAUCAAAAAAAUAUAUAUAAAGUAAAAUUUAGAAUUAUAAGUUAAAUCUUAGAUUAAUAUAUUUUGUCUUGGAAUCAUCUUAUAAACAAGAACAAAUUUCUUUAUUUGGAAUCCUUUUGAAGUUGCAACACGCACAAGUCUCCAGAUUUUUUAAAUUUCAGAGUUGGGAGUUAUAGAUUAGUCAGACUUAUGAUUUCCCUCUCCUUGAAAAUGGUUUUGAAAUUCAGAAAGAUCAUUAAACAUAGGUUUGUAAUUUACAUGUCAAAGCAACUUAAGUCAGGAUAUUACUCCAUUUCUUAAAUCACCAGUGUUAUGUAUUUUUUAAAUUAUAGGUAUGAAGUACUUAAUCACUGUAAAAUUAUGUAAAUAUAAAUUUUAUAAGCCUGAAAAUUAAUGCAGCUGCUCAUGAUCACUUGUUGACUAAAGUAUCAUUGACAAAUCAAAAUAUCAGUAAAAAGUUUUUAGAUUUGGAGUGCCUGAGUAAUAUGUUCCUUGACUGUUUGUUUAUCUUGAUUAUUUUUAUUCGUAAAUAAUUGAAGGCUGUAAUUAGUAAAUCAUUUUAAAAAUAAAUUAUCUGUUAUAACUUUUCAAUUCAAAAAUAUUUAUGAACUGAAAUAUUCUUGUGGAAAAUUUCAAGUUUUAUGUUCAGAUAAAAAGCUGAGAAAAUUUAAUUUAACAAAGUAAGUAAUUUAUUUCAUGUUUCUGUUGCAUAGAAUUUUAACAUGCAAAUGUUACUGAUGUCUGUAGUUUAUCAGUGGUAUAGAAAUACAAUUUGUAAGUAGGUUUUAUAACAUUAAGCUUAUGUGACUUUUGAAAACCAAAUAUUAUAUAUUUGUAGUUGUAUUAACAGAAUGAAUUAGUAUAAACAGCAUGUUUAUGAAUUAGUAAAAAUGUUCUUACAGGGAAAAUGUUCUUCUAAUACAGUGAAUGGUGCUUGGUUUUUUUUUUAACCUUAAUUUAAGACUAUUGCUUUUUAAUUUAUGGUGUUUAGUUAAUUUGAUUCUGUAUAAAUGUAUGUAUAGUUUAUGAAUUUACAUCUGAUUUAAUAUUCUUCCAAACCAAGUACUUAACAUAAUUUUUGUAUGAUGAUACUUUUAUUUUACAUGAGCUUUUAUUAAAAAUCAUGAAAUAUACUAUCUUUAAUUAUCUCAUUGUAGAAAUGUAUAUUUUAUCUGUAUAAAACGAGCUUAAUUGUUUUUGUUAUUUAUUUCGUGUGCAUGCAGAUUUUAAUAAAGAAAACCUUUUUAUUUUUGGUAUUAGAUAAUAGCUCUAUUUUUAUGUUUUUAAAAAACAAUAUAAAGUUAAAUUAAACAUCUCUAUUUUUAAUCUGAACAGUUUUCAAGCUAUUUAUGCAUGCAGCUAUAUUCUAUAGUAGUUUAAAUUUUUUUUACUUUGCAGUUCGGUAGGAGAAACUUCUAUUUGUUAUUGUUUCAUAUAACCUGUUUUAUUCUUUGUAAAUAGUUAUGUUCUUGCAGUUAAAAAGUCUUUCUUAUGUGUUUCUGUUAUUCAAAAUUAUCAUUUCUGUGUAAACUUAUAUUCAUUCUUUUGGAAAGCUAAAAAUUUCUUUUGUUUUUUUAAUUUGUGCUUUAAAAAUUUAUUCAUCUGAUUUAAAUUCUCUAUUUAACUGUAGCAUUCCUUUUUUUUUUUUUUUUUCAAAUACUAUAUCAAAAUAUGACUGUGAUCUCUAAAAUGUCCUAAGAAUCAUUAGAUAAUAUUGAUAUUGCAUUCAAAAAGAUCAUUUUAGUUUUAUUACAUAAGGGUGUUUACUUUUUCAAAAGUUGCAAGAUAAUCCGUCCACGUUAUUCUCUUUUGGUGAACUUUUUUAAUUGAUGUUUUCAAUAUAUUUAUGUUGAAAUUUCAAUAUAUAAUGUUCCUUAUUUGUUUGAAAAAGAAAAUAAAUACUUUUAAUAUUU
Molecule: messenger RNA, 7441 nt
Organism: Stegodyphus dumicola
Lineage: Eukaryota; Metazoa; Arthropoda; Arachnida; Araneae; Eresidae
Product: ras-related protein Rab-32-like
Biological process (GO): phagosome-lysosome fusion; endosome to lysosome transport
Cellular component (GO): phagocytic vesicle; lysosome; trans-Golgi network
Molecular function (GO): GTP binding; GTPase activity
Source: RefSeq, a predicted model, not a curated record